Phytophthora nicotianae INRA-310 is the source of this 213-nucleotide messenger RNA. RefSeq lists its product as hypothetical. The record is from RefSeq and is a predicted model, not a curated record. Bases 1 to 213 code for a protein of 70 amino acids. NCBI's taxonomy places the organism in Eukaryota, Oomycota, Peronosporomycetes, Peronosporales, Peronosporaceae. The transcript is spliced from 3 exons.
AUGAAGACGCUGCGCGAAAGCGACCUACACGACCGGUGGUUCGCAAUCCACGGCUACUAUCGAUUCACGGCUGCCGAAGCAGCAGAAGCUUGCGCUGCGCUGAAAAACAAACUGGAGCGCGAAAAGAAGGGAAGUCGCUCUGAUACUAUCAAGAACUACGCACGUUCGAAGCAAAGCGGUUUAGAGCUACAUCUGGUUUUGAGCGGAGAGUGA